This is a messenger RNA of Aedes albopictus (Asian tiger mosquito), 1208 nucleotides long. Its product is annotated as inositol oxygenase. The transcript is spliced from 5 exons. The coding region runs from base 198 to 1076 and encodes 292 amino acids. Gene Ontology annotation, biological process: inositol catabolic process. NCBI's taxonomy places the organism in Eukaryota, Metazoa, Arthropoda, Insecta, Diptera, Culicidae. The record is from RefSeq and is a predicted model, not a curated record. Gene Ontology annotation, cellular component: cytoplasm. Gene Ontology annotation, molecular function: inositol oxygenase activity; iron ion binding.
GUAACGGCGCGGUCAAAUGCAAACGCCAUAAUAAGUUCCGAUUUUGAAACCGACACAAGUGUGGAUUACUCCAGUUUUGAAUUAUAAUCUACGAAUAGCAGUUGUGGAAACAGUUCUAAGUUGAACGAAGUGAUCUUUACUGCUGAAGAGUUUGAGUAGUUCAAGUGCAAAUUAAUAGGCUGGAAAUAUAAAACAUCAUGCGGAUCAUUGUGGAAGAGCAUCCCAACAUAUUGGACGUUUCCGAGCUACUUCGGCCGGAGAAAAGCUUCACCGACAAAGAUGUGUCCAAGUUUCGAGACUACACCGUGGACGAUAACGAUCCACUGAAGGAGCGUGUCCGCAGGACCUACAAGCUGAUGCAUACCCACCAGACGGUGGACUUCGUUAAAGGUCGCCACGCAGAAUGGCUCAAGUUCGAUCACUUCAAGGCCAACAUCAGGGAUGCGCUGGAGAAGCUGAACGACCUGGUUGACGAGUCCGAUCCGGAUCUGGACCUGCCCAAUAUUGUGCAUGCCUUCCAGACGGCGGAACGAGCCCGCGAAGAGUACCCGGAGUGGGACUGGCUACACCUGACGGGACUGAUCCAUGACCUGGGCAAAGUGAUGGCCUUCUACGGUGAACCGCAGUGGGCCGUCGUUGGAGACACCUUUCCAGUUGGCUGCGAAUGGGGUCCAAGUAUCGUCUACCGGGAGGACAGCUUCGUCGAUAACGUUGACGGAGCGAAUCCUAAGUACAACACCAAGUGUGGAAUGUAUCAACCCAAGUGUGGCCUGCAGAAUCUGACCAUGUCCUGGGGUCAUGACGAGUAUCUAUAUCGGGUACUGAAGCACAACAAGAGUACGCUGCCGGACCAAGCGCUUUACAUGAUCCGUUACCACUCGUUCUACCCAUGGCAUUCGGGCGGAGACUACGGACACCUGACCACGGAGAAAGACGAGGAGAUCAAGAACUGGGUACUGCUGUUCAACCGUUACGACCUGUACACCAAGAGUACGAAGAAGCCGGACAUGGAAGCACUCUGGCCCUACUACCAAGGACUGAUCGACAAGUAUUGUCCGGGCGAACUGGAAUGGUGAUAUUUGCGGGGGUGAUGUUGUUUUGUUGAAAUAUUGCUACUUAGAUACCCUAUCUGUACUCUAUUAGGUUUUAAGUAUUGGGAAAAUGAUAUUGAACCGAUAUAGGCUAAGGAAAGUAGCUUAAGUUGUAUC